AUGGUGGAGGUGAUUUCCACGCAUAUCAAAGAUGUGUGGGACGCAUGGAACAUCAGGGGAAUGGUAAUUCUCAGUCUCUCAAUUCAGACAAUUCUCAUCGUCUUAGCUCCAUUGAGGAAACGAACACGCAACAGUUUCCUGGUUAUAGUCCUGUGGUUGUCUUAUCUCUUAGCAGAUUGGUCUGCCAACUUUGCAAUCGGUCUCAUUGCCAAGAACCAAGGGAAAGAAUUAAAACCCGAAGAUCCUCCUCAGGACCAGAAGCUCAUGGCUUUGUGGGCACCGUUCUUGCUCCUUCAUCUUGGUGGACCAGACACAAUCACUGCAUAUUCUCUCGCGGACAAUGCUCUUUGGCACAGACACUUCCUCGGCCUGGGUUUGCAGGCUAUUUCAGGUGCUUACGUGGUCAUCCAGUCGCUGCCCAAUACGCUCUGGGUGAUCAUACUGCUUUUAUUCAUUGCUGGGACCUGUAAGUAUCUCGAAAGGACCAUUGCGUUGUACCUCGCAAGCUCAGAUAAGUUCAGAGGCUCAAUUCUCAAGGUGUCUGAUGAGGCCCGCAGCCUGGAGAAGGGAGAGGACUCAAUGCAAGAGUAUGAUCGACAACAGAGACCUCUAGAGCUUGAAAAGCAUGAUGGAGAUUUGACGCACCUCGAGAUUCUUCAGUUUGCUUUCUGGUUCUUCAAUAACUUCAAGAGUCUUAUGGUGAAUAACAUCUUCACCUCUGAGCAAAGUGACGAGAGCAGGGAAUUCUUCAGCAGAUUAAAACACGAAGAAGCUUUGAGAAUUUUAGAGCUCGAGCUUGGUUUUAUCUAUGAAGGUCUAUACACAAAAGCUUCAGUUCUUCAUACUUGGAUUGGAGCUGCAACCAGGACCAUAACCAUCGGAUCUCUUCUGUCAGCCUUCUGCAUCUUUCAUUAUAGACCCAAGAAGAGCCAUGAGUUUCAUGGAGCCGAUAUCGUAAUCACCUACACUCUCUUCUUAGUUGGAAUAGCUCUGGAUCUCAGAUCUCUCCUCGUAUUCAUGACCUCCGAGUGGACAUUUGCUGUCUUCAGCAGGCUAAACGAAGGCGAGGCAGAUGACGAAACAGAUGACGAAUCAGAAAGUGGUUCAUGGAUAGACCCCCAACUCAACUGGUUCCUUGGUUUUAAGAGGCUGCAAUGGAAGAAGGAAAAAUGCUGCAAGGGAGUCGAGCACGAGGUGCUGAACACGCCGUUUCUACUCCAGAGAUGGGCAGGAAGCAUCAAGCUCUUCAACUUUAUUUCAUACUCUAUGAAUGCAGAUACAGAGAGAAUCCAUGGCGCCAAAGGUAGAAGACGUCGGUGUGUACGGAAGGCUAUACUUCUGCCUUUCAUUUACACUAUCAACAUCUUCAAGGAAGCGUGCAAAAGGAUCGCCGUUUGGAAUCACAAACUUCACCAGUAUAUCGGAGAUGUCACCAACAACUGGCCGAUGUUUAUUAUUGUUAUUGUUGAAUUCUGGUUCAGGAUUCCUCACUUCUUCAAAUCUACUGGAAACUACAUCACCAGCAUCCUCGGCAUCAGUGAUCUUGAUAGGACCAUUCCAAAAAGAUUUGUACACAGUGAACCCUUGACCAAAGAAUUGUGGGUUAACAUAUUUACUCAGCUGCAAUGCAAACUCCAACAUCCAGACAGGCAGGAUAUAAGCAAAACACAAGCUGUAAGGAGAGGAUGGGCUUCUGGCAACACCGACUUAGAGAUGGCAAAGCUAGAAGGGCUGAUGCGUUAUAUAGCAGAUGUUGAUUACGACCGGAGCCUUUUGCUCUGGCACAUAGCAACUGAGCUGUGUUACCAAGAAGAAGCGUCUACACUGGAGAAUCAUAAAGAUCGUGAGUUCAGUAAAAUCAUCUCAGACUACAUGAUGUAUCUUUUGAUCAAUCAGCCAAAGCUGAUGUCAGAAGUUGCAGGCAUAGGGAUGAUCAGAUUUAGAGACACGUUGGCCGAGGCUGAAAAGUUCUUCAGGAGGAGGCACAUCGAGAACUUGAGGGAUGUGAAAGCUGCUAGUGAUGAAAUUCUUUCGAUUAGCAUAGAAUUUGAUCCAAGAGAUUUCAAAGGAAACAAAAGCAAAUCUGUGCUGUUUGAAGCAGCAGCGCUGGCCAAAGAACUCAAACGGGUGAAGAUGGACCGUGGAGAAGUACACGAGUGGAGGAUGGUGAGCAAAGUGUGGAUGGAGUUGCUGUUCCACGCAGCAUGCAAUAGCGAUGCUACAGCGCGCAUGGAGCAGCUCAGAAAAGGAGGAGAGCUCAUCAACUUUGUUUGGCUAGCGAUGGCUCACCUCGGCCUAGGAGACCAGCUGGCAUCAUCAACAAAAGAAACACCCGAGCCAAAAUGGAUGUAA
Molecule: messenger RNA, 2352 nt
Organism: Microthlaspi erraticum
Lineage: Eukaryota; Viridiplantae; Streptophyta; Magnoliopsida; Brassicales; Brassicaceae
Source: the annotation of a GenBank genome assembly